Molecule: messenger RNA, 216 nt
Organism: Aureobasidium uvarum
Lineage: Eukaryota; Fungi; Ascomycota; Dothideomycetes; Dothideales; Saccotheciaceae
Source: the annotation of a GenBank genome assembly
AGCAUACCACAAACCACCAUGCCCUCCAUCAAGAUCUUUCUCGAGAAGCUCUUCUCGCUGUUCUCCUGUCGCGUCAGCGACGACGAAGACGAGACACCCCCUCGCCCUCUCGUGAUCGGAGGUCCUAUGGACUUCUGUCACGAAGAAACGAGUGGUGGUGGCCCUCUUCGUGCGCCAAUUGUCGGUGCCCCUGCGCCAUACGUGCGCAAGCACUAA